AUGAGUAACAUUUGAUUUGCGCUGCAAUAUCUUGUAACGCAGUUGUCUCAAAUGGAGCAAAAAUUUACCAUAAGCUCUCUAACCGAGUGUUUGGUCAACUUAGCAUCAACAACAGUGGCAAUAUUAACAGUCAGCGUCUCCUAUGCUCUUGGUAGUAGGCCUAUCAGCUGUUGCUGCGUUAAACGAUAUGCCGAUGCCUUUUUGAGGUCGUCGACGGCACAUAGAACCUGGUACACUCGUAUUAACACUUUGGGGGAACUUUAUCAAAACGUGUCAGAUAUUGUUGAGGCACAUUCGAGACAGUCUGAGAGACAAAGGGGCACGGUGAUCAUUGUGAACGGACACGACUGCAGAGAUGAAGUGGUCAGUGUUGGAACAGAAGAGAUGCCUCGGACAGCUUUUAUAGAUCAGUUGGUGAAGACAUUGAUGAUUGGUCGCACAUCUGGUGCCAUUUGGAUUAUUUUUGCCAUUUGUCACGGCCACCAUGGGGUGGAGCAGAGGGCCACUGAACCCAAGGACUUGGCGUCCAAAGACAUAAUAGUGACCUUAAAUGAAACAGAUGACAGCGAUGAAAAGCCAUAUUCAGUGAGGUGUCUAGAAGAUGAUGUUGGUCUGGGCUGGUCGCAGAUGGACCAAGAACAGCAGCAAGAAAACCACGAAAAUCAAGAAAGUUUUGUUGAAGCGGCCCAUGGAUUUGAAAUAAUAGCCACAGACAAGGCGGGGGGAACAAUAACCCGUACAACAACUAAUACCAAAAAUGGCAGCGGAAGUCCUCGUGGUUACAGCUUUGAUUUGUUUCCUGAAGCCGAUUUAAUUCAAAAGUAUCUCUGUAGCUUCUGUGAUUUGGUGUUACGGAGGCCUGUGCAGAGUCACUGUGGACACCGAUACUGUGCAGAUUGUUUUGAGUAUGUAAUCAGCUUGGACGAUCCAGUCUGUAAACCAUGCGAAGAUGAUGGAGAUAAGGUGUACAUUACGCAGUCGAAGCAAUUCCCUGACGUUGCAAUAAGAAGAGAGUUGGAAAGAAAACUAAUUGUGGUUUGUAAAAAUCAAGGAUGUGAAUGGAAAGGAAAAUUUGGAAACUACGUCGAGGAUCACGAAAAUUCAUGUCCUUUCCGCGUGUCCAGCUGCCCCAAUAAUUGUGGGCAACAGCUACCCUGGAACCAAGUGGACAAGCACUUGAAGGACAAAUGCCCAUUGAGAACUGUUAAAUGUCGCUACUGUCCCAGGUCAUUCAUCGCUAACAGAAACAAGAUUUUGAGACACCAGCGAACCAACUGUCCCAAAGACAAGAUGGUAUGCCAGUAUGGAUGUCAAAACAAGUUCUCCGUUAAUCAAGCACACCAACAUAAUGAAGAAAACGUUCUGAAACACCUCGACUUCAUGCGGGAGAGGGUCAGAUCUCUCCUGGAGGAAACCGAACAGAAGCAACACGACAGAUACGACAGAAAUAUGGGCAACUUGAAGCGACGGCUCUCUUCCUUACAGCGUGAUGUUGACAACUUGGAAAGCCAAACACAAGAGGUUAAUACAAGAGUAGAUUCACUGACGAGCAAAAAAAAGGACCAAGAGGCAACAGUCUCCGAAUCUGUUCGAAAAGACCUUGAAGCUCUGAAACUGAGGGAAGGUGUGAUGGAAAGUAAGUCUGGUACUUUUGAGGGAAUCAUUGCUGUUUUGAACAGAGAGAUCGAGAAAUGCGCCUCACUCUUGGAAGAAUACGACCGACAAAUGCGUCUUGACCGGGAAGCUCUGACCAAUGCUGAAAGAAAAUGCAAAUCCUUCGAACGCGCCCUUGCUCUAAGAGAUGUCAGUAUGGCGGAACAGGACCUCCGCAUCCAAGCCCUAGAGACCGCCAGCUAUGAUGGUGUCAUGGUCUGGAAGAUCGCCGACUUUUCUAAGAAACACCACGAUGCCAUCACUGGCCGCCUGACCAGUUUCUACUCCCCUGCGUUCUACACCGACCCGCACGGCUACAAGAUGUGCUGCCGAAUUUAUCUCAAUGGCGACGGAAUGGGGAAAGGCAGUCACAUCAGCCUCUUCUUUGUCGUCAUGCGAGGAUAUUACGACGCUCUGCUCGCGUGGCCAUUUAAACAAAAAGUCACCCUCAUGAUCCUUGACCAGAGCAAUCGUGAACAUGUGGUGGAAGCGUUCAGACCAGACUCUGCCAGCUCCAGCUUCAAGAAGCCGACUUCAGAUAUGAAUAUUGCAAGUGGCUGCCCGUUGUUUCUGUCGCUGGAAAGGCUUGGUGGGUCCAACACGGCUUAUGUGAAAGAUAACGCGAUGUUUGUGAAGGUCGUGGUGGACUGCACAAAUAUCUAA
Messenger RNA from Lingula anatina, 2316 nucleotides. RefSeq names its product TNF receptor-associated factor 2. Lineage: Eukaryota; Metazoa; Brachiopoda; Lingulata; Lingulida; Lingulidae. Gene Ontology annotation, cellular component: cytoplasmic side of plasma membrane; plasma membrane signaling receptor complex. Gene Ontology annotation, molecular function: tumor necrosis factor receptor binding; zinc ion binding. The record is from RefSeq and is a predicted model, not a curated record. Gene Ontology annotation, biological process: regulation of canonical NF-kappaB signal transduction.